AUGGCCAGCAAGGUCGACCGCAUAGUAGCUCGGCUACAGGCUAAAAUCGAAGAGGGCGAUUACUACGAGGCUCAGCAACAGACCCGUGUCGCCGCAUCCCGCUACAUCAAGACUUCCAACUGGCCUGCCGCCAUCGAUAUUCUUUCCAAUGUCUCCCAAGCACUGCUGCGUGCUGGACAGGGUGGUAGUGGAGGUGAUCUCUGUGCCAUGCUGGUAGACGUCUACAAGCAGGCAGAGCUCAAGCCUGACGCUGAUUCGAAAGGCCGACUACUGGCUUGUCUGCGAUUAUUCCCAGCCGGCGAGCCCACAAGGAAGAAGUUUGUUGGAGAGAUUGUUGCCUGGUCAGCCAAGUUUGGCGAAUACCCUGCCGGAGACCCAGAGCUUCACCACGUCGCCGGAUCACUCUAUGCCGAAGAACACGAUACGUACGAGGCCGAGAAACACCUAUUAUUGGGAACCAAAGACUCUCCUGAGGUUUUGACAAAGAUGGAAUACUCUUGGUACAAGGAGGGCGAACCUCAUCAAGCAGCUCUCUUUGCUGGCCGUGCUGUGCUCCCUUACCUCCUAGUCGGCAACGUGCGAGCCGCCAACACCUGCUACCGCCUCUUCACCAGCUCUCUUUCCAGUGACAACCCGAACCUUGGCGUCCAAGAUGUAUCUAGCCCAGCUGGUGAUAUCCGCAUCUUCCCAAGCCUCCCUCUCCUCAACUUCAUUGGCUUCCUCCUCCUUGCCAUCCAGCGUGGCGCACCCGAACUCUAUCGCGCCCUGGUGUCCAAGUAUGCGACACAAAUCAACGAGGUCGGAACAUGGGGCGAGGCCCUCGAGAUGGUUGGAGAGAUGUACUUUGGUCUUUCCAAGCCUCGGCAGAGCAAUCCUCUGAUGGACAUGAUGAGCGGAUUCUUCGGAGGCGGUGAUGGCCAGCCCGAAAAGCCCAAGCGCAAGCAGGUUACACAACGGCAGGACGCUCCUGCAGCAGAGGGUCUGGAUUAG
Messenger RNA from Fusarium coffeatum, 990 nucleotides. RefSeq lists its product as uncharacterized. The coding region runs from base 1 to 990 and encodes 329 amino acids. The record is from RefSeq and is a predicted model, not a curated record. Gene Ontology annotation, molecular function: protein binding. Gene Ontology annotation, cellular component: TRC complex; cytosol. The transcript has 2 exons. Gene Ontology annotation, biological process: protein insertion into ER membrane. NCBI's taxonomy places the organism in Eukaryota, Fungi, Ascomycota, Sordariomycetes, Hypocreales, Nectriaceae.